This is a messenger RNA of Musa acuminata subsp. malaccensis (wild Malaysian banana), 1552 nucleotides long. RefSeq names its product dihydropyrimidine dehydrogenase (NADP(+)), chloroplastic. Gene Ontology annotation, cellular component: cytoplasm. NCBI's taxonomy places the organism in Eukaryota, Viridiplantae, Streptophyta, Magnoliopsida, Zingiberales, Musaceae. The record is from RefSeq and is a predicted model, not a curated record. Gene Ontology annotation, biological process: thymine catabolic process; uracil catabolic process. Gene Ontology annotation, molecular function: NADP binding; uracil binding; dihydropyrimidine dehydrogenase (NADP+) activity.
CCUGUUCUUGCAGAUCCAAAAUGGCGACUUUGUCUUUAAGGGGGCCGGCGGGGAGCAGCUUGUCGCUGGGGCCGAGGAGGGCGGCUGCUCGGCCAGAUCUCCGGCUCCGCCGAGUUCGGAUCACCGCGGCGGGAGGGGGUGAUGGCGCCGCGGGCGAGCCGGACCUUCGAGUUCGUGUAAAUGGUGUGGAGAUGCCUAAUCCCUUCGUGAUCGGGUCCGGGCCGCCUGGGACCAACUACACCGUCAUGAAGAGGGCCUUCGAUGAGGGGUGGGGGGCCGUCAUAGCCAAAACGGUAUCCUUGGAUGCUGCGAAAGUAGUGAAUGUGACUCCUCGUUAUGCUCGGCUUCGGGCAGGAUCAAAUGGGUCAGUAAAGGGACCAAUUAUUGGAUGGGAGAAUAUUGAACUUAUCAGCGAUCGGCCUCUUGAAACUAUGUUAAAUGAGUUCAAGCAACUAAAAGAAGAGUAUCCUGAUAGAGUCCUUAUUGCUUCAAUUAUGGAGGAAUAUAAUAAAGAUGCUUGGCAAGAACUUAUUGAGCGAGUGGAAGCAACUGGAGUGGAUGCCCUUGAAAUCAAUUUUUCUUGUCCUCAUGGGAUGCCAGAGCGGAAGAUGGGUGCUGCAGUGGGGCAAGACUGUACACUUCUGGAGGAGGUAUGUGGAUGGAUAAAUGAAAAAGCAACUGUACCUGUCUGGGCAAAGAUGACUCCAAACAUAACAGAUAUUAGUCAGCCAGCUAGGGUGGCUUUGAAAUCAGGAUGCGAAGGUGUUUCUGCAAUUAACACAAUAAUGAGCGUGAUGGGGAUUGAUCUCAAUACAUUACGUCCUGAACCCUGUGUCGAGGGUUACUCCACGCCUGGUGGCUACUCUGCAAGGGCUGUCCAUCCUAUUGCACUUGGAAAAGUUGUGCAGAUUGCAAAAAUGAUGACAACAGAGUUUGGUAAUACAGAUUGUUCACUUUCUGGGAUCGGAGGAGUUGAGACCGGUGGUGAUGCUGCUGAAUUUAUUCUUCUUGGAGCAAAUACUGUUCAGGUAUGCACAGGUGUAAUGAUGCAUGGCUAUGGUCUUGUCAACAAGCUUUGUGCUGAGCUGAAGGAUUUUAUGAGGAAACACAACUUCUCAUCCAUAGAAGAUUUCAGGGGUGUCUCGCUUCAGUACUUCACCACCCACACCGAUUUGGUGAAGCGGCAGCAGCAGGCGAUUAGGCAGAGGAAAGCCGUGAGGAAGGGUUUGCAAUCGGAUAAAGAGUGGACAGGGGAUGGAUUUGUGAAGGAGAGCGAAAGCAUGGUGUCCAACUAAAAAGCCAUGGAAAGUGAAAUAAAUGUUGGUGAGAAACCAAGGAAUUCUCCUUCACGCUCAUGGGAAAUAACAUGUUCUUUUUAUCGUAUCAAGCCUGUACUCUUUCCCUUUUCAUGUUCUAUCGUGUUGAAGAUGAACAAAUUACACAUGUCAAAUGAGAUGGUGGCAUGAUUAUUAGUAUGUGUUAUUUCAUUUUACAUCAAUGUAGAAAACACAUCAAAAAGUGGCAAAAUUAUGUUUUGUCUCAUUAUUGGGUA